Messenger RNA from Wasmannia auropunctata (little fire ant), 1498 nucleotides. It is a transcript of the gene Mvd, whose product is annotated as diphosphomevalonate decarboxylase. The record is from RefSeq and is a predicted model, not a curated record. Gene Ontology annotation, cellular component: cytosol. Bases 144 to 1400 code for a protein of 418 amino acids. The transcript is spliced from 11 exons. NCBI's taxonomy places the organism in Eukaryota, Metazoa, Arthropoda, Insecta, Hymenoptera, Formicidae. Gene Ontology annotation, biological process: isopentenyl diphosphate biosynthetic process, mevalonate pathway; isoprenoid biosynthetic process. Gene Ontology annotation, molecular function: ATP binding; diphosphomevalonate decarboxylase activity.
ACGUGGCUUUUCUCAUAUAUAAAUUCUCAUGCUGAUAAAUGUCAGUGUGUCAUAGACGUCACAGUAGCUGGCUGGUGGCAGUUUAAGUGAUAUUUAAAUACGGAGAUUGAAAAGUCGUACAGAGAUAAACACGAACAUCAAUCAUGAGUAUCGUUACUUGCAUUGCACCGGUCAAUAUUGCAGUUAUUAAAUAUUGGGGAAAGAGGGACGAAUCCUUAAUUUUACCAACUAAUGAUUCUAUAAGUGCGACUUUAGAUACAGAUCAGCUGCAUGCAAAAACUACUGUUAUGAUCAGUCCUAAUUUCAAAGAAGAUUGUAUCUGGCUGAAUGGAAAGGAAGAAGAUAUAAAAAAUAUAAGGCUUCAAAAUUGUUUAAAAGAGAUUAGGAAACGUUCGCAAUUAUCUGAUUGUACAAACAAUUGGAAGAUUCAUAUAUGUUCUAAAAAUAAUUUUCCAACUGCUGCUGGUUUAGCUUCCAGUGCUGCAGGAUAUGCAUGCCUUACAGCAGCAUUAGCCAAGCUUUAUAAAAUAGAAGGAGAAGACAUUAGUAUUAUAGCGCGUUCUGGUUCUGGAUCAGCAUGCCGUAGUGUUAUGGGUGGUUUUGUAAGAUGGUACAUGGGUUCAAACAAGGAUGGAACAGACAGUUUAGCAAAGCAAAUCGUGCCUGCAUCUCAUUGGCCUGAAAUGAGGAUUUUAGUGCUGGUGGUUAGCGAUGAACAAAAAAAGGUUCCAAGUGCAAUAGGUAUGAAACGAAGCAUAGAAACGUCUACACUCCUGCAGUAUAGAAUAAUGCGUGUAGUCCCAGAAAGAGCUAAUAAAAUGCAACAAGCGAUCAUUGAGAAGGAUUUCAAAAGUUUCGCCGAGCUCACUAUGAAAGAUUCUAAUCAGUUUCAUGCUGUAUGUCUAGAUACAUACCCCCCAUGUAUUUAUAUGAAUAAUAUUUCCAACAGUAUCAUGAAUCUUAUACAUUCCUAUAAUGAUGCAGUUAACGACGUGAAGGUCGCUUAUACGUACGACGCUGGGCCGAAUGCUACAUUAUAUUUAUUAGAAAAAGAUGUACCAGCAGUUAUAGGUAUUCUGGAUCACUUCUUUCCUCCGUCUGAAAAUAUCGCGAUCGAAUAUAGAAGAGGAUUACCUGUAGAAGGAAUUAAACCUUCGCAAGAUCUCUUGGAGAAACUAAAGUUUCAAAAGUAUCCAUCAGGACAACUUAAAUAUAUGAUAUGUACUAAAGUAGGAGAUGGACCUAAAUAUCUCAAUAAUCCACAGGAUCAUUUAUUAAACAAUCAGGUUAAGGCGUACACAAAACAUGAAAUGACUAGUAUGUUUCCAAUUGAACCAACAAGUGAUGAAGCAAUAAUUAAUACAUAUGGAAUAAUAUUCCAAGUGUUUAAUUGCACAUAGAUCGUCUUGAUACACCAUUAUCCUAACUGUAUUUCGAUUCAAAGUGUGUGACUGUGAGAUACAGAGUAAAAAAGUAUAAUAUAGACGAUCAUGUCGUG